Messenger RNA from Jatropha curcas, 4021 nucleotides. Its product is annotated as NF-X1-type zinc finger protein NFXL1. Gene Ontology annotation, biological process: regulation of DNA-templated transcription. The record is from RefSeq and is a predicted model, not a curated record. Gene Ontology annotation, molecular function: zinc ion binding; RNA polymerase II transcription regulatory region sequence-specific DNA binding; DNA-binding transcription factor activity, RNA polymerase II-specific. Gene Ontology annotation, cellular component: nucleus. Lineage: Eukaryota; Viridiplantae; Streptophyta; Magnoliopsida; Malpighiales; Euphorbiaceae.
UUAAGUAAUUUACAAUACAAAAAGUGGAUAUUUCAUCUUGGAGCUCACGGAAAUAUGACCGCUUAUUUUGAAAAAAAAUAAAAAAAACCAUUGUUUAUCUCUUCUGAGACCCCUUUGAAAAUGAGCAAAGACCGACCCUCCCUCUCUCUAUAUAUAUUUAUUUAUCAGAAAGUUGAAAAAUAAAGAAGGAAAAUAAAAAUACAAGGAACUUGGUGAGAGAAACACAGAGCUGCAUAUUACUUGGAUCAAAGUUUUUCUGCUCAGUUUGAAUCGAUUGAAUUUGGGGUUCUCUUUCCAUUUUCUUGUGAAUUUUUGUUGUGGAGGAUACAGGUAAUUUUGGUUGUACUUGUUAUCGGAGUAUGAGCUUUCCAUCCCGAAGUGAUCAAAGGGAUAGGACUAAUAGAUCGCAGAAUGCUCGUCAAACAUGGGUCCCAAGAGGAUCUGGCCCAACUGUUGCUGUGAAUCGACCGACAAGCUUCAAUUCAACCCCUGAAAGGAAUGAUGGUGGGCACCCCAAUCAUUCUUCUGUGCCAUCCAAUCCUAGGCAUGGUGGCAAUGCCAAUAUUAAUACCAAUUCCAACCCCUCUAGAGGGGGUCGAAAGACUUGGCCUACGAAUCACAGGAGAGACAGGGAGAGGAGCCAGACUCAGGAGGUUGAGUUGAAAGAUCCCAAUAUGCCCCAGCUUGUGCAAGAAAUUCAGGACAAACUUGUGAAGGGUACUGUUGAGUGUAUGAUCUGUUAUGACAUGGUGCGGAGAUCUGCAUCUGUUUGGUCUUGCUCGAGCUGUUACUCAAUUUUUCAUUUGAAUUGUAUUAAGAAAUGGGCUCGUGCUCCUACCUCUAUUGACUUGUCAGCUGAGAAGAGUCAGGGUUUUAAUUGGCGGUGCCCGGGUUGUCAGUCUGUGCAGCUCACAUCGUUGAAGGAGAUUCGAUAUGUUUGCUUUUGUGGGAAGAGGACUGAUCCACCAUCAGAUUUGUAUUUGACCCCACAUUCCUGUGGCGAACCAUGUGGGAAGCCGCUUGAAAGGGGAGCUUUGGGCUCUGGUGAGAGUAAAGAGGAUCUUUGUCCUCAUGUUUGUGUCUUGCAAUGUCACCCAGGCCCCUGCCCUCCUUGUAAAGCAUUUGCUCCACCGCGGAUGUGUCCUUGUGGGAAGAAAAUAAUCACAACAAGAUGUUCAGAUCGUAUAUCUGUCCUUACGUGCGGUCAACGAUGUGAUAAGCUUCUUGAAUGUGGCCGUCAUAGAUGUGAGAAGAUAUGCCAUGUCGGUCCUUGUGAUCCUUGUCAGGUUCUAGUCAAUGCUUCAUGUUUUUGCAGAAAAACAUUGGAAGUUGUCCUAUGUGGAGACAUGGCUGUAAGAGGGGAAGUGAAAGCUGAAGAUGGUGUUUUCUCUUGUAACUCAACAUGUGGAAAGAUGCUAGGUUGUGGAAAUCAUACAUGUGGCGAAACUUGCCACCCAGGCUUUUGCGGGGACUGUGACUUGAUGCCAGGCAGGGUGAAGUCUUGCCAUUGUGGGAAAACAAGUUUGCAUGUGGAAAGAAAGAGUUGUUUGGAUCCAAUUCCAAAUUGUACAAAUAUAUGUGGUAAACCCCUUCUGUGUGGAAUACACCAUUGUAAGGAGGUGUGCCAUGCUGGGGCUUGCCCACCUUGUCUGGUUUUUGUUACACAAAAAUGUCGCUGUGGAUCAACCUCUCGAACUGUAGAAUGCUACAAAACAAGUGCAGAGAAUGAAAAAUUUACAUGUGAGAAACCUUGCGGUCGGAAGAAGAAUUGUGGUAGGCAUCGAUGUAGUGAAAGGUGCUGCCCUCUUUCCAACCCACAUAAUGUUCUCUCUGAAGAUUGGGAUCCGCACUUCUGUCAAAUGGCAUGUGGAAAGAAACUGAGGUGUGGGCAGCAUUCUUGUGAAUCAUUGUGUCAUAGCGGCCAUUGUCCACCUUGCCUGGAGACGAUAUUCACUGAUUUAAGCUGUGCAUGUGGGAGAACUUCAAUCCCUCCUCCUUUGCCAUGUGGUACACCUCCUCCUUCAUGCCAGCUUCCUUGUUCAGUUCCUCAGCCUUGUGGCCAUUCAGCUUCGCACAGCUGCCACUUUGGAGACUGCCCGCCUUGUUCAGUCCCUAUAGCAAAGGAGUGUGUUGGUGGGCAUGUGGUUCUUGGGAACAUACCUUGUGGUUCAAAGGAUAUACGAUGUAACAAGCUCUGUGGUAAGACCAGGCAGUGUGGCUUACAUGCAUGUGGCAGAACGUGUCAUCCACCUCCCUGUGAUCCUUCCUGCGGAACUGAAGCAGGUUCAAAAUCUUCUUGUGGGCAGACUUGUGGUGCUCCUAGAAGAGAUUGCAGGCAUACUUGCACUGCUCUUUGUCAUCCUUCUACUUCUUGUCCUGAUGUGAGAUGUGAGUUCCCUGUCACAAUUACUUGCUCCUGUGGGAGGAUAACAGCAUCUGUUCCUUGUGAUGCUGGAGGGAGCAGCAGUGGUUUUAAUGCUGAUACAGUUUUUGAAGCAUCAAUUGUUCAAAAAUUGCCUGUACCACUACAAACAGUGGAAUCAACUGGCAAGAGAAUUCCUCUUGGUCAGAGGAAGCUUAUAUGUGAUGAUGAAUGUGCUAAGUUGGAGCGUAAAAGGGUUCUUGCUGAUGCUUUUGACAUCACUCCCCCAAGUCUUGAGGCUCUUCAUUUUGGUGAGAAUUCUGCUGUGACAGAGCUGCUUGCAGACCUGUACAGACGUGAUCCAAGGUGGGUUCUUGGUGUGGAGGAGAGGUGCAAGUACUUGUUACUUGGAAAGACUAGAGGAUCUUUAACUGGUCUCAAGGUUCAUGUUUUCUGCCCUAUGCUGAAGGAUAAGAGAGAUGCAGUUAGACUGAUAGCUGAGCGGUGGAAGCUUGCAAUUUAUUCUGCUGGUUGGGAGCCAAAGCGUUUCAUUGUGGUGCAUGUUACACCCAAAUCUAAGCCCCCAUCUCGUGUGAUCGGGGUUAAGGGUACCACCACUUUAACUGCUCCACAUCCACCUGCAUUUGAUCCUCUAGUGGAUAUGGAUCCCCGGCUUGUUGUUUCUUUUCUAGAUUUGCCAAGGGAAGCAGAUAUAAGUUCGUUGGUUCUUAGGUUUGGUGGGGAGUGCGAACUGGUUUGGUUGAAUGAUAAGAAUGCACUGGCUGUAUUUAAUGAUCCAGCUCGUGCUGCUACGGCUAUGAGGAGGUUGGAUCAUGGAUCAAUAUAUCAUGGGGCUGUUGUUCUUCAAAAUGCUGGUGCAUCAGUGGCUUCGUCAGCCACUAAUCCUUGGGGAGGAGCAGCAGGUACUGCCAAAGAUGGAGGAGCAGUAGCAGCUUUGAAGCCAUGGAGAAAGGCUGUAGUUCUGGAGCACGGUAGGAGGGAAGAUUCAUGGGGCAGUGAAGAAUGGUCUCAUGGAUCAGCUGAUGUUCAGGCUUCUGCAUGGAAAGGGAAAGAAGCUCCAAUUGCAGCUUCAAUUAACCGGUGGAGUGUCUUAGAUUCUGAAGUAGCUGUUAGUUCAUCUGCUGCAUCUGUGAGGACUGAAGAUCCAACCAAACGAGCUGGCAGCUGUUCCAAUUCAGCAACUGAGGAAUCAAAUGCAACAAACAUUUCAAAUAUGCCGCUUGGAAGAGUUUCAAGUCAAGCAGAGUUGUCUGAAGUGGUGGAUGAUUGGGAGAAAGCUUAUGAUUCUGAGAAUAUACAAUAAGGUUAAUAUGAUUUUGGAAUAUGUACAAGACGGGUGGCAUUUAGUUUGCACCUGUUCUACCCUAUUUUUUGAAGUCAACCAUUUUGCUCGUUUCCUUUUAUUUUUAUUUUUCUCUUAUACUUUUCUGGUUGGUUUAAGGAGUUCCAUCACCAAUUCAAUCUGUGUGUUCAAUGUUUUUCUUUGACCUUUUUUGGCUUAGUUUUUGAAGUCUAUGCAUUAGAUUGGAGGAUGCAUAUGCAUCUGGUUGUAUGGAAGAAUGUUCAUUCUGUAAAGUUGAACUUCUUGCUAUGGUUACUCAUAUUGGACUUCUGAAAUACGAUUUCUUUUUCCUCAAA